Ruditapes philippinarum (Manila clam) is the source of this 6951-nucleotide messenger RNA. RefSeq lists its product as uncharacterized. Bases 2045 to 4456 code for a protein of 803 amino acids. The record is from RefSeq and is a predicted model, not a curated record. NCBI's taxonomy places the organism in Eukaryota, Metazoa, Mollusca, Bivalvia, Venerida, Veneridae. The transcript has 2 exons.
CCGGAGGGGACUUUAGGUUUACCCUCCGUCCGUCUGUCUGUCUGUCCGCAUGUCUGUCUGUCCGUCUGUCUGUCUGUCAGUCCGUCCGUCCACAAAACUGGAUCCCGCGAUAACUUGAAAAGAACUAAAAAUAUUUUUAUGAAACUUGAUAUAUGGAUAGAUGGCAGUAUGGAGAUUAUGCACGUCUUUUUCUUUUCUUCCUAUGUUGAAAAUUCUGGUUGCUAUGGCAACAAAUAGGCUUAAAAUAUGGCAAAUUUCACACGUAAACUGGAUCCAGUGAUAACGCAAAAAGUACUGGAAAUAUUUUUAUGAAACUUGAAAUCUGGGUAGAUGGCAGUCUGGAGAUUAUGCACGUCUUUUUCUUUUCUUCCUAUGUUGAAAAUUCUGGUUGCUAUGGCAACAAAUAGACUGAAAAUAUGGCAAAUUUUACACAUAAACUGGAUCCUGUGUUAACGCAAAAAGUAAUAGAAAUAUUUUUAUGAAACUUGUAAUAUGGGUAGAUGGCAGUCUGGAGAUUAUGCAUGUCUUUUUCUUUUCUUCCUAUGUUGAAAAUUCUGGUUGCUAUGGCAACACAUAGACUGAAAAUAUGGCAAAUUUUACACAUACACUGAAAAAGUACUGGAAAUAUUUUUAUGAAACUUGACAUAUGGGUAGAUGGCAGUCUUGAGAUUAUGCAUGUCUUAUCUGUUCUCCCUAUUUUGAAAAAAUAUUGGUUGCGUUGGCAACAAAUAGGCUUAAAACAUGGCAAAUAUGACAUUAUUUGUGAUUAGUCAAAAAGAGCUGAAAUUUUUUUAUGAAAUUGCAUCUUUAAUUCAAGAGUUAUCUCCUCUUUAAGAAUUUUGCUGUUAAAAAUGUUAUAUUUUGGUAACAGGGAAUUGUUUCAAAUAUUAACUUUAGAGUGUCCGUCUGUCUGUCUGUUCAUAAAAACUGUUUCCUGUGAUCACUUUUAAAGAACUUUUCCAACAAAUUUUCUUAAAAUAUAGAAAAAUUGAAACAUUAGUGAAUGGCCAAUGGCCCUUCAGAAUGUUGAUGGGGUUCUAACCGGUAGGGGACUUAUGGAUUGCUUGCAAUACUAUGAUAAUUGCUUGUUUUUAUUCAUGUUUUAGAUAGCUCUAUCUUAGUUCAUUUUUCAAAAAAAAAGAAUUGAAGCAUGUACCUUCAAGUCUACCUCUUUGAACUAUCUGGUGCACUCUCUGCCUUUAGAAUUUAUGUAAGAAAGGUUUGGCUGUAAGGAAACCACAAGAACUACGAUUCAUUUGAAAUACUACAAUCAUACUGUCAAACACUAAAUUACUUAAAUGUCUACUAUAUAACUGAAGUAUUGAUAAACAGUAUGAUUUACAAAAAACAAAUAUACUUUAUUAUACCCCCAAAAACGAAGUUUGGGGGGGUAUAUAGGAGUCACCGGUGGUCGGUCGGUUGGUUGGUUGGUCGGUCCAGAUGUCCGUUGCAUUUUCCUUGUCCGGAGCAUAUCUUGAAGACUAAUGAUUGGAAUUCAAUAUAACUACAUACAAUGGUCAAGCACAUUGAGAGGAAGUGCAGUGCACAAGAACCAUAACUCUAUCUUGACUAAUUACAGAGUUAUUGCCCUUUGUUACUUUUCCUUGUCCGGGGCAUAACUUGAAAACUACUGGUUGGAAUUCAAAACAAAUUCAUACAAUUGUCAAACACAAUAAGGGGAAGUGCAGUGCACAAGAACCAUAACUCUAUCUAAAGUAAUUACAGAGUUAUUGCCCUUUGUUGCUUUUCCAUUGCUUUUUUUUUGUCCGUUGCAUUUUCCUUGUUAAAUUUAUAAUAUUAUUAAAUUUAUGAAAUUACAAUGUAACAUUUGAUUAUAUCCUACCAUAUAAUGUGGUUGGUGCUAUACUGGAAUCACUUUGCGGCAUCAUUAGGUCAGUCAUUCCGUCUGUUUGUUUCCAUCGGGUCAAUAUCCCCUUGUAGGACAAAUGCCAAACAUCAAACUUUUUUUUCUUUUCUCUGUAUAUUCUAUACCCCCUGUGUGAUUUUCCUUAAAUUUGCCUCAACAAGGCAGUAUGCAUAACCAAUGUCUGUGUUUGGUUUGCUCAAGGUCAAUGUCAUCUAUGGAGGUCAAAGGCUAAAUCAGGUAUGUUAUAUAGAAUAUGAAAAGGCUAAAUCAGGUUGUCGUACUCAAUUGAUAGAACAUUAUCGCAGUGAUGUACUUAAAGUAUCAGCAAUACCUUUACAACCAGAUGAGGAAAAUUAUAACUUCAGUGACAUUUAUAUAAGACCCACUUUAACAAAAAAGAUAGAAAAGAACAGAGGGGAGUCUGAGGAAAAAGAAAUAAAGACCAUGUCAGAGAUUUUCACCAAGAACGGGGAACCACAGAAAUUUAUUUAUGUUAUUGGAGAUGCAGGGUCUGGUAAGAGUAGUUUCUGUAAAUAUUUGAUCAACUGUUGGUGUAUGGCACACAGUGAUGGACCCAAUACAGAUGAUGAGUUUGAAGGAGUCAAGGAAAUGAAGAAAUUUGAUUUCAUGUUUUAUAUUUCUCUUAGACAUAAUGUAAAGAUCCGAAGUAUUCAAGAAAUGCUUGAAAUGAGAUAUGAUAAGAUAAAAAAUUUAAGUAACAUUCUUGAAAAUGAUUCUGAAAAGAUAAUUAUUUUGCUUGAUGGUUUAGAUGAAUGGUCUUUUGACAGUGAGACUAGGAAUGAGUUCCAGGCAGGCCUACCUGAACGUGACUUUACAAAGAAAUACACCAUUGUUACUACAUCACGGCCAUGGAAAAUUCACAGUUUGAGAGUAAGUAAUAGAGAGAUUCAUCAAUUAUUGAAAUUAAAAGGGUUUGAUAAAACACAUGAAAAAGAAAUGAUUAAGAAAACAAUAACAGCAUUGAACGAAUCAUUAGAUCCUAAUGUGUGUGAACAAAAGCUUAAUGUACAGUCUCUGGUUGGCCUGAAACAGGUACCAAUUAUGCUGCAACAAUUGGUUUGUUUAUGGUGUGAUGGUAAACUCGAUAAAACCUCAAGGUGUGCUAUUUAUACUGGUAUGUUAGAACUUUAUUUCACCUGGAAUAUCAAUAAAACUUUAGGAAAUAAUACAGAAUGUAUGGAAAGUUCUCAGAAUGUUGAACUCCCUCAGUAUUUAACAGAUGUAGAGAUAUGUAGAUUAAAUAGUCAUCUUAUAUAUGGUGUGUCACGCUUGGCUUAUGAGACAUUGUUCAAUUAUCCAAAGGAUAAGUCCUUAACAUUUGACAAAUCUGUGUUUGAUGAUUUGAAAAUAUCACAAGAUGUGCGACAAACAUGUCUGAAACUGGGGAUUUUGACAGAAGAUAAAUGUCCUUCUUUUUCUGUAUCCAAACCUAAAAGCUCAUUGUUCUCUUUCAUUCACAAAUCAAUGCAAGAAUUUCUGGCUGCAGUGAAUAUUGGUAUAAAUUUCAAUGCAAAAAUGUGUUCAUCAGAUAGUACAGGAAAUGUUGAAUUAGUCAAAAAGUUUAUUUGUGAGGUUUUUCGGAAUUGUUCAACAGUCAAUGACAUAUUAGAGCAGUCAAAUGUAAUUAUUAUGCUAUAUGGUCUAGAAUCUAGAUUAGCAACUCAUGUUUCAAAAUACAUAUAUGAUACUGCAUCGAAAGACUCUUGUGUUCAGGAAUACAGGAGAACAAUAAAUAGUGACUUUUAUAGCGAUCAUGAUUGUAUUACUGAUAUUCAAGAGCUUAUGUUUGAGUCAAUGGAAGAAUUCAAUGCAACAUGUAGAGUAGGAAGUAAUCCUGUAUUUUAUAUAGGAGAUUUGGUCAUUGAUAUACUGGGUCAGUCUUGUGAUAUUGUUUGUUCAGGUAUUGAUCAGCAUCAAAUUGUUCCUGACACUGUUCUGUCUAUUAAGGUAGAUUACAUCAACACACAAAAUAUGAAAUUUACAAAAUAUUUACCAAUGUUUCGUCGUCUUGAAAAAAUUGCAGUAACAUAUGGCCCUACCUCACAUGGAUCACAAAGUGAUAGAACACAAAGUAAUGAACAGAGGAUUGAUGAGGUAAACAAUUGUAUUUCUGAGACAAUUAAAGUAAAUACUUCAACAAUAAAAUAUCUGACUCUUAAUGAUGUCUUUAACACUGGCAAGUACUAUCCAAUAUAUAAAACAGUUGUAAGUUACCUAUCUAGUAUGAUCAAUCUUGUAGCAAUAAGUAUGAGUCGUAUAACAAUGAGUCAUGAUUACACUAGUACAUUUUGUAAUUUUCUUGAGGGAACCAGUCAUCUUGAACAAAUACAUCUUGAGUCUGUUAAAUGUGAGUGUGAGAACCAGCAUGAUGUAAAUUUAUCAAAACAUCAACAACUUCAGUACCUUUAUUUGUAUGAUACUGUUAGUGUGAUAGAUGCUGAUACUACAAACCUUGAAAUAUUUAGAUUUAGUAAAUUGAAAGAUAGUUAUUAUGAGAAAAUAUUUGAUAUUAUUAGAAAAUCUAACAAAUUAAAAGAACUUAAAUUGUAUGGAGAAUAUUUUCAAUAAAUCUCAAUUAUAUCAUACCAACAUAACAAAGAGACUUGUCACAGUAUUACCAUUGUUACACAAUCUCAGUGUGCUUGUGUUAUGGCAUUGUAGGUUAACUGACAAUAUAAUACAGUCACCUUUAGAGAUGAAGAGUUUAAAGAACAUUAAGCUUGAUGAAGUCAUAAUGAGUUUGACAACAUGGCAGAAGUUUGUUGAUAGUCUUCCUAGUAUUCCUCAUACUGUAGAUGUGAGUGUAUGGGAAUGUUAUAUAACAGGAGAUGGUGAGGAGUUUAAUGAUGAUAGGUUAACAUGGACAUCACUAGGAGGAGAGAAGGGAAAUGAUGCUAAACAGUAUGUAAAAGAUAAGGAUCAGUUAUUUCAUGUUAAACGUGAUAGUGAUUAUUGGUUUGAAUUUUCAACAAAAAAGUGAUAUAGUAAACAUGUAGUAAACAUAAAUUAGUGCAUGUUAAAAGAGAUGAUAUUUUUUUUUUCAUUUUUGACAAAAAAGAAAAUGAUCUGAAUUUUUAACAUAGUGAGAUAGAAUACAUGCAGUUAACAUAGUGCUUAAUCUAAAUUAUUUCAUGAUAAAAGACAUAAUUAUUAAAAUAAACAUUAUCAGCAAAAAAAAAUAAUACUAAAGUUACAUAUUGAUAUGUUAAAUAAUGAAUGUAAUACAAUAUGAUAAAUAACAAUCAUCAAAAACAGUUCAUUAAAUAUCAAUUUCUGAUCAUUGUAGUAAUAUUGAAAUUGAUGAAAGUAAUAUUCAAAUGUGUAUUUAAAUAAAAAAAAUGAAAUAAAUGCAGUGAAAUAUAAAGAAAAAAUAUAUUAAUCUGGAUAAAGGUAAAGGUUAUUUUUUUAAAGAGCAGAGAUAGUUUGUGAAAAGAAAUAUGAUUUGAAAAAAGUAAUGUUCUAAUUAUAAUGCAUAAAAUAGAUUUGAAAAUAAACAAGUAAAUAAAUUAAUGAAUAAGUAAAUUUAAUGGAAAUAUCAUAAAACAGAUGUUUAAUGUAAUUUACAUGGUCAGAAAAGUUAGAAGAAGUAAAAGAUAACAUGCAAAUACCAGUCAUAUAAAUAUGUAUGGCAAUGGAAUGGUAUAUAUAAAUACCAGUUAUAUGAUAUAAAGGACAAGGGAAUCAGGUAUAUAUAAAUACCAGUUAUAUCAUAAUGUACAAGGGCAGAAGAAGUAAAAGAUUAAUGUAACUGAAUGAAUAAAUAUCUGUUAUAUGAUAUAUUGGACAAUGUAAUGGUAUAAACAAAUACUAGUUGCACAAUAUAUAGGACAAGUGAAUGAUAUAUAUUGAUACCAGUUAUAUGGUGUAUAGGAUAAUGGAAUGUUAUAAAUAAAUACCGGUUAUACAAUAUAUAGGACAGGGGUAUAUAUAAAUACCAGUUAUAUGAUAUAUAGGAAAAGUGGAUGAUAUUUAUAAAUACCAAAUAUGAAUAUAUAUGACAAAUGAUUGGUAUAUGUAAAUACCAGUUAUAUGAUAUAUAGGACAAGGGAGUGGUAUAUAUAUAAAUACCAGUUUUAUUUAAUCAAUACAAGGGAAUGUUAUAAUCUGUUACAAGUUAUAUGAUAUAUAGGAUAAAUGAAUGGUGUAUAUAAAUACCAGUUAAGUGAUAACUAUGACAAAGAAAUGUUACAAAUGUAUAAAUAAAUACCAAAUAUAUGUUAUAUAAGGAAUGGUAAAAGGUUAUAUGGAAUGUAGGACAAGGGAAUGGUAUAUGUAAAUACUGGUUAUAUGAUAUAUAGGACAAGGGAAUGGUAUAUAUUAUUACCAGUUAUAUGAUAUAUAGUGUUAUGUGAUAAAGAAGAAUAGUAAAUUUUAUAUGUGUCAGUGAAUACUUGUUAGAUGAUAUAUAGGAAAAGUAAAUGGUAUACAUAAUUGUUUUCAUUGAGAUCAGGACAAUUUACAUGUUAUGUUUUAGAGAUUCCUUCUUGGAUUGUUUUAUAUUGUAGAAAUUGUAAAAAAGUGAGAAAUGUUUUAAUUAUGCAAAACGAUUUAUGUGUACAGAUUAAUACAGUUAGUAAUUUUCAAAUUGUAUAGUUAAAGGGACUCCACUGAGGAUUUUAUUAUAUUAAUUGUUUGAUAUGAUAGGAUGUCUAAUGGGAGUUAUGUUGUUGAUGUGUCAUACUAUUUGAAGAAGAUAUAUUACUUUUCUUGUAAAUAAAUUGUAUUCAAAAUUUCAGAUUAUUUGCUCACUUUGUUUUUCCAAAAUACUAGUAAUCAGUUUAGCUCGGCUAUUCAAUGAGUAGCUAAUGCUAUAAUAGUACUUACCGCAUUGGUGUCAAACUUAGGAUACUUUUAUUUCCAUUUUUGAAAUUAGCUCAUUCUGCAUUAUCCAUCACUGUGGAUAGUCAAGCACACUGUACGUCCUGUCGAUAGUGUUUAAAUGUUUAUAGCUAAAGUUCGUCUGAAAAUUACACUUCAUUAAUAUCGAUUUUCAAUUAUUUUAUUCCGAGUAUAUUUCUUUAGUAUCAUUUUUUCCCUUAUUUUUUAACCCGAUUAAUCAGUUU